AGGGAAGCAGGAGGCAGCCAUGAUGGGCACCUUGCAAGAGAAGAACAGAGCCCGUAGUGAGGCCAGUGGGCAGUGUGUCAGCAUUUUGGUGAACCCGGAUUCCUGGAUGUAUAAGAGUUGGGACAUCUACCCUGCUCUGCAUGCACUAUGCACAAAGAGGUAAUUUAACCCUGUAGACCUGUAGUUGAGCAGACCUUUCUCCAUCACCAUCACCCCAUUUUCCAUGUACUGUUAAAUACCGUAUUUUUCGCUCCAUAAGACGCACCUGACCAUAAGAUGCACCUAGUUUUUAGAGCAGGAAAACAAGAAAAAAUAUAUUCUGAACCACAGCUUGGGAGGCUUUCCUUCUCCUCACUUUUUUCUCCCCCCCCCCCAAGCAGCGCAGUCCCCUUUUCCAGCCUCCUCCUCUCCAUCCCUUUCGCCCAAACUCCUCAGGCGACGCCUGCAAUUUCUCCCCUUCGCUGCUGCCUCUCCUUUGCCCUCUACCAUGACUCUCCACUCACGGCAACCUACCCCCUCUCCCUUCACCCAGCUUCUUGGUCCCCCUCCUCUCCGUCCUCUUCCUCCCCUCUCUUGGCAAACAACCUGCCGGCUGCUCCCAAACCUUCCCGGGGCUUCAGGGGAAAGGGGAGGCUGCCGGUAGAGCGGCGUGACUCCCCCACCCCCAAAGAGCAGCCCAGGGGCAUGGGGCAAUGGCGAACAGCCUGCCCACUGCUCCCAAACCUUCCCGGGGCUUCAGGGGAAAGGGGAGGCUGCUGGCAACCCGGGAGGGCGGGGUAACGGCGCGCGCCACACUCGGGCGAUUUGGCUCCAGGGACCACACAUUCACUCCAUAAGACACACAGACAUUUCCCCUUACUUUUUAAGAGGAAAAAUGUGCGUCUUAUGGAGCGAAAAAUACGGUAGAUGUAUACUCAGAACUAAGCCUCGUAGAUUUCAACAGGGUUCAUUCUCAAAUAAUUGGGUGCUUCCCUGGGAAGAGGGAUUGGCUGUUAAACCACUCUAAGAAAUGUAGCUCUGGAAAAGGUGCGGUUGGGUGCAUAACCUCCAACAUUUCUCUGAUGAAAAUCAGGAUGUCCUAUCCCAUAAUAAUAAUAAUAAUAAUUGUACCAUUUAUACCCUGCCUAUCUGACUGGGUUGCCCCAGCCACUCUGGGCAGCUUCCAACAUAUUUAUAAAAGCAUCAUAAAGCAUUAAACAUUUAAAAAAAACCUUCCCUAUACAGGGCUACCUUCAGAUGGCUGGGGUCGCCACAUAACUCCAUACCGUCCAACAUUUCUCUGACGGAAAUAGGGAUCUCCUAGGGAAAAUCAGGGCAUUCUGGGAUCAAAUCAGAAACUGGGAUGGCUUCUGUGAAUUUGGGACGGUCCCUGGAAAAUAUUAACACUUGGAGAGUAUGGAAAUUUAGCUGUUUUACUCUGUGCACAUGUGUAUUUGUAUAAAUGCAAACAGUGACAUAGUUUUUAGACUCCAGAAUUCACUAAGGGCCCUAUUUAAUUGAGCAUUCACCCUGAUUUGCUUGCACCAAGCUUACAUUGGAGGUUAGGUUAUAUUUGCUCUCAAUUGAGCUUUCGUCCUGAUUUGCGUGCAGGGCAGUUACACAACAACAUUUAUCUGCAUUCAUUCUGAUUUGCUUGCUGGUUGUUUACGCAUCUUCCCACCAGCCAUUCCUCCGUCCCAGUCUUUUCAUGACAUUUCUUCCCCCUGUGCCCUGUUACUUUCUAAACCACAAAAAGUUAAAGUUGUCUUUUUUUAAAAAAAGGUAGAUUUAUUAUACUAGGCGCAGUGGUUCUCAACCUGUGGGUCCCCAGAUGUUGUUGGACUACAACUCCCAUCAUCCCUGAGCUCUGGCCUUGCUAGCUAGGGGUGAUGGGAGUUGUAGUUCAACAACACCUGGGGACCCACAGGUUGAGAAAGGCUGUAAACUGCUUGAAUCCCUCUUGCAAAACAGUGACAGUACAGAGGCUCCUUUUAAGGUUUUAUAGGAACUCCCCUCCCCACUCCUGAGAUGGAACUGUGUAUUACUUUAGGAAUUGGGGCACCCUCCUGCUCACUUUAAGGGACGCGGGUGGCGCUGUGGGUAAAACCUCAGCGCCUAGGACUUGCCGAUCGUAUGGUUGGCGGUUCAAAUCCCCGCGGCGGGGUGAGCUCCCGUCGUUCGGUCCCAGCUCCUGCCCACCUAGCAGUUCGAAAGCACCCUUAAGUGCAAGUAGAUAAAUAGAUACCGCUUCAUAGCGGGAAGGUAAACGGCAUUUCCGUGUGCUGCGCUGGUGCUGGCUCGCCAGAGCAGCUUCAUCACGCUGGCCACGUGACCUGGAAGUGUCUCCGGACAGCGCUGGCCCCCGGCCUCUUAAGCGAGAUGGGCACGCAACCCCAGAGUCGGAUAUGACUGGCCCGUACGGGCAGGGGUACCUUUACCUGCUCACUUUGCUGUGGGUGGGUGCGCUCUGGACUUCUGCCCCCCAAAUCCUGCCCCGACACUUCCCAUUUAGGUCACACCAGCUUGUUCCUGGGGUUCUUGCAACCCAAAGCACACACAGCAGCUUGUCUCUUCCCCGCCACAGCCAUUACAGUCACUACCACAUGUUUCCACUGGGUGGCUCUCCAAACUGAGAAUGCUUUUGCUUUGCUUUGCUCUGGCUCCCAGAUGGGUUGCUUGGCUGGCUAGCAGGCCUGGGCGCCAUCUGGUUUUCAGCAUUGUGAUAUAUAUCACCAGCUAAACAUUGUGAUUUAUCACGGCGUCUGAAAUAAGGAUGGAGCUAUGUAGAGGCACUGGCUGGCUAGCAGGCCUGUCUGGUUUUCAGCAUUGUGAUAUGUAUAUCAUCAGCUAAACAUUAAAAAAAAAUAAAAAAAUUGUCCUGUAGCACCUUAGAGACCAACUAAGGUAUCUGAGAAGGGACGCGGGUGGCGCUGUGGGUUAAACCACAGAGCCUCUUGGGCUUGCUGAUCAGAAGGUUGGUGGUUCGAAACCCUGCGAUGGGGUGAGCUCCCAUUGCUCAGUCCCUGCUCCUGCCAACCUAGCAGUUCGAAAGCACAUCAAAGUGCAAGUAGAUAAAUAGGUACCACUCCGGCAGGAAGGUAAAUGGCGUUUCUGUGUGCUGGUCUGGUUCACCAGAAAGCAGCUUAGUCAUGCUGGCCACAUGACCCGGAAGCUGUACGUCGGCUCCCUCGGCCAAUAAAGCGAGAUGAGCGCUGCAACCCCAGAGUCGUCCGCGACUGGACAUUAACGUCAGGGGCCCCUUUACCUUUAAGAUAUCUGAAGAAGUGUGCAUGCACAUGAAACUUAUACCCAGAACAAAUUUAGUUGGCCUCUAAGGUGCUACUGGGCAAUUUUUUAAUUUAUUUCGACUGCGUCAGACCAACACGGAUACCUACCUCCAGCUAAACAUUGUGAUUUAUCAUGGCGUCUGAAAUAAGGAUGGUGCUAUGUAGAGGCACUGGCCGGCUUCACAGUUUUCCCCACCUUGUGAUUUUUGCCUAGUACACACACACACACACACACACAUCAUGAUUUGUGAUAUAUUGCCAGGUCACAAAAAUUAUGAACCCAGUAUCACGAAAUAGACUUCAAACUGGUUUGGGAUGAUACAUCGCCCAGCCCUAACAGACAUCACAAUUUGCGAUAUUUUGCCAGGUCAUGAAUUAGGAAACCGAUACCACGAUGUGGACUUCAAACCCAGUUUGGACGAUAUAUCGAUAUAUUCGCCCAGCCCUACUGGCUAGACAGAGCCGUGUAGUCUCAUGUUCCUACGCCACCUCCACUGUAUUGCUAGCAAGCAGACGGAGAAUGGAUUGUUUGCUUUGGCCUCAAGAGGGCUUUGGAGAAGGCUGAGAUGAAUUCGAGGAGGAAAAGUCCAUCAAUGGCUAAUAGACAAAGCAGCCCCAAAUGCAGCCUCCAUGUGCAGAUACAGCUUACCCUUAAUUAACAUUUAUACUGGGGACUAAUGACAACAAAAGGUAGCUAUCCUGCACAUACAGGCUUUGCAGAGGCAUCUUUCUAGCCACUAUUAGAAGCAAGACUAGAUGGACUUUUGUUCAGAUCUUGAAAUGUGAUUCUUACAUUCUUAAGCAAGAGUUCACAUGCAGGAUCAUAUUAGCUGUGCUAGAAUAUGCCCUGUUGCUUUGUAAGUUUAAAUACUAGAAUAUAGGAGGUAUAGCAUUCUUCUUCAGCCUGAGCCUAAUUUAGAAGACCACUUGUUGCAUCCAAACAAAGUGGAAUGUCUAACGGACAAAAGAUUUGGCCACAAAAUAUGUUUCACUAGCCUAAAAGGUGCCAUCCGACUCAUUGCUGUCUGUUCCUUUUCUGUUUGUUAGUUAGAACAAGUUCUCAGAUUUAACAACAAAUGGAAACUUUCUGGAAUCCAGAAGAUCCACUACAACUCUCUAGAAAAGAUAGUGGGAGGAUAUGGUACAAUCCCCGGCAAGCUGAUUUGGCCAAACAGCCUGACAACAACUCCUGAAGGUGACUUGGCCGUGAAAGACAGUGGAACUGGGCAGAUCCAGAUCUUUAGUGCAGAUGGUCAGGUUAAGCAAAGGUUCCCUUAUGGAUUCGAACCAAUUAAAGGGCUGGGGGACAUUACCUGCAUGAAAAAUGGCGUGCUUCUCGUUACCAACGGGACCAGAAUCAUCCAGCUUUUCAGCAAAGAUGGGGAGCUGAUCCACGAGCUGAAGUCUCCGAAAAUCAACUGGCCUUAUUCAUAUGGGAUAGCCGUCUUGAAAGCGAACAAAAUUGCAGUGACAGACUGGAGUGACGGAGGGAAAAUUAACAUCAUUGGAGUGGACUGGAGAAUGAACGCCGUUCUGAAGACAAGUUCCAUAGAAGGGUUUCAUAGGCCGGUGCGGGUGGUGGCCAAUAAGGUACAGUAUGAGACCCCAGAAGGGCCAAAUAUCUGCUGAUUGGUUGGUAGCACAAAAUGCUUCAAGCCUCUAGCAUAGGUUUAGACAGUGAAGUGGGCAGCAACUAGAGAAAUGGGAACAUUUGGGCCUUUGGAAAGGAAGGCAGCAGGAGGACCUCCUUCUGUUUACUCCUCUUGGCACCCUUGUAAAGGACUGUUUGAGCAUCCCAGCUGCUCAGGGUUCCAUGCAACCUUACCUGUAGCACCUGGUUGAGUGUCAGAGGGCUGGAUGGAUUUUUGCACUGAUCGGGCCAGCAAGGCAACUGAGAGAGAAAAGGAGUACGCAGCUUGUGGUUUGUGAAAGAUGCAGGCAGAAACCAGAACGUAUCUCAACAAGAUGUACGUGCUGAGCUUUGGUUUCAAUUGAUGUCUUUUGAUCGGCGCAAAGUUAAUCAAAUUGAUAGGUUGCUUCACACUGGAGCAAUGUACACAUUAAAAAAAACCCCACAGAAACACAAUAUCUAACAACAAUAAAGUCGAGUCAACCAACUCUAAAACAACAACAUAUGCACCCUAAAAACAAUGGAACCAUUUCAUCAGAUAUAAAAUUGACUGGCCUCAGGAAAGGCCUUCGGUUGGGGGAUUCCCCCCACCCCACAUAUUAUCCAUGUUGAGUGCCCAUGAGCCCAAGUGGGGAAUAUGUUUCACUUGAUGCACAGAUAGCUCAGUUGGUUAGAGCAGGGGUCAGCAAACGUUUUCAGCAGAGAGCCGGUCCACUGUCCCUCAGACCUUGUGUGGGGGCAGACUAUAUUUUUUGGGGGGGAUGAACGAAUACCUAUGCCCCACAAAUAACCCAGAGAUGCAUUUUAAAUAAAAGCGCACAUUCUGCUCUUGUAAAAGCACGCUGAUUCCCAGACAGUCCAUGGGCCAGAUUUAGAAGGCAAUUGGGCCGGAUCCAGCCCCCGGCCUUAGUUUGCCUAUCCAUGGGUUAGAGCGUGGUGCCGAUAAUGCCAAGGUUGCAGGUUCGAUCCCCGUAUGGGACAGCUGCAUAUUCCUGCACUGAAAGGGAGUUGGGCUUGAUGAUCCUCAGGGUCCCUUCCAACUCUACAGUUCUAUGAUUCUAUGUGCACAUAGUCCUUCUGACCCACAGGCAGAAAUGUGCAUGUACGGGCAUGGCUGGUGUUGAUGUGGAUCCCAAUGGAUGGGUUGGAUGCAAUAUGGAUGGCAUUCACAACUGCCCCUGGAUGGACCUACUGUAGAUGGGGCCAAGAUUUUCAAGCAGCCCCAGCUGCUUUCUCGCCCUGUCAGUUGGCUACUUCUUUCUUUCUUUGCACUCUCUUUUCCCUAUUUAAUCUCAUUUGUAUCAGCCCAUUGAAGUAGGUGGACAUUUGCUCUCUGAAUCACCCAAUUAAAGGUUUCAAUCCAAUACGCAUCCCGGUGAAGUAUGUGCUGGUUUCUGCCUUAACCUUUGACAAAUAGAAAACUUGGUUCUCCCUGUGAGUCAGUGUGUGGUAUAGUGUCAGAAGAGCACUGGACUCAGGUUUGGUGUUCAAAUCUCUGCACAACCACAGAAACCACAGGGUGUCAGACUUGGAUCAUGUGGAGUUGAGAAUGAAGAAAAAGGAGGACAGCAAAUAAGAAGUCCCUUAGUUCUUCAGGUCAGAGAGUAUCACCUGACCUAGUCUUUCACCUGGUCUGUUAGGAUAAGGAAAUCAUUUGUCUGUUCUUUGCGCAGUUCCAUCUUUUGGCCAAGCCUGAAUUUGAUCACACAGGUUGAAUCCUUGCCUGACGGCCCUCAGGUCACAACUUCAGGACUUGUUCCGUGCUCAGAGCCUCAUCCCUAGUGACCUUGGGCCAAUUACUAACUCUCACCAGAUCCUACUUUGCAAGGCUGUUGUGAGACUAUUUCCCUAAAUUAUUUUGGAAGGUGGGAGGGAUAGUUGGGUGAGAAAUAAAGGCACUGUUUCUUGAGUUACAAAGUGGAUUUUCUAAGACCUGUGUGAAAUACUGUUAACAUUGUUCUCUCUUCUCCCCCUUCGCUCCACAACUUUGCCCCCACAGAACGACGAAAUCUUAGUUACAGAAGGGCAGCUUUUCGGAAGGUACCAGGGCUGCUGCAUCAAAGUUCUCGACAAGGGAAAUAAGGUGAAAAGGACUAUAGGCCCGCGGUACGGGCGUGUUCAUACCUUUGAAAACCCUUCUGGCAUCUGUGAGGAUGGGCACGGGAACAUCUUCGUAUCCGACGAAGGAGAAAACUGCAUUGUGAUGUUUAAUCCCGACUCAUCCCUCAGUACUGUAUUGGUGAACGAGGGCCUGCUAGGACCAAGCGGACUCUCCAUGCUGGACCAUGGGAUGAUAGCUGUCACCGACUGCUACAACCACUGUGUUAAAAUCUAUCGGUACAAAUGAGCAAGUCGCCCCUUCAAUGAGCAAGGGAACUCACUGGAAUAAACACAGCUGACUCUCUGCCUUCCCA
Messenger RNA from Podarcis lilfordi (Lilford's wall lizard), 7310 nucleotides. Lineage: Eukaryota; Metazoa; Chordata; Lepidosauria; Squamata; Lacertidae. The record is from the annotation of a GenBank genome assembly.